This is a messenger RNA of Xenopus laevis (African clawed frog), 1684 nucleotides long. It is a transcript of the gene stard15.S, whose product is annotated as StAR-related lipid transfer (START) domain containing 15 S homeolog. Lineage: Eukaryota; Metazoa; Chordata; Amphibia; Anura; Pipidae. Bases 691 to 1485 code for a protein of 264 amino acids. The record is from RefSeq and is a predicted model, not a curated record. The transcript has 6 exons. Gene Ontology annotation, cellular component: cytoplasm; cytosol; motile cilium. Gene Ontology annotation, molecular function: lipid binding.
CUUUGCACAAAUCCCACAUUGCGAUCGGCAGCGUUGGAGCACUUUGCAAAGAUACUGCAGUGUGGAUGGCACUCAAGAGUUACAAGCCUAAGCUCUGCGCUUGCUAAUAACUCAACGAUAUUUUACAGGGCCUGUUUAAUGGACUUGCUGAUGAGACUGACCCGAGAUCAGUGAGACUGCUGCAAAGUCAAGCAGAUGGAGGCUGAGAGAGAGAGGCAUCAGGGAGAAGGAAGGGGUGGCUGCCUACGAGCAAGAAAAGAGGAGGGAGUGGAAGAAAUGGGCAGGGUGAGAAACCUAAGACACCUGUGUGAUGUUACCUGCUGAAUAAUAGAGACCGUGGAGCACAAACCUAGGAAACAAGAGACAGGUUUAGUGAGCUGUGCAGCAGCUGCAGGACAGUACAGAAGCCUGUGAGGGGUUUGUCACCCAUUUGUAUAUUAAUUUCCAGGUGAAAGAGAGACACUGGGCAGCUCUGAACACUGAGCAUUGCUUGUACAUCUGUGUGAUAAAGAUAAAGUCAUGGAAAUUGCUUAAAAACAAACCCUUGGACCAGCACACUCGUUUUUUUUUUGUAAUUUACAGUACAAUUUGUGUUCAUGUAAAGCUAAACUAGUAGAACUAGUGAAUUAAGGAGGAAGAGAGUUAACCCAUCAGCGGCUGCACAAGAACCAUCCUGACCAUCCUGGAGACAUGGUGCACAUUCCGGAUGAUGCAGACUUUAACUCAUUUCGGGAACAGUGCGAGAACCAUGAGGGGUGGCACUGCCAGUAUAAUAAGGGGGGAGUGACGGUAUGGAGUGAGGAACAGGACAGUAGCAAGGCUGUUAAGAAACUUAAGAUGUGUAUUACCUGCAAAGAUGUUCCUGCUGAAAUACUCUAUGAUGUUCUCCAUGAUACAAGCUACCGCAAAAAAUGGGAUUCCAACAUGAUUGAGACCUACGAUAUCGGGAGGCUGACUGUCAAUGCAGAUGUUGGAUACUACUCUUGGAAAUGCCCGAGUCCUUUGAAGAAUCGAGAUUUUGUCACCCUGCGGUCUUGGCUUCCUCUUGGCAAUGAUUAUAUGAUUAUCAAUUACUCUGUGAAGUACCCGAAACAUCCUCCCCGUAAAGACUUUGUAAGGGCCGUUUCAUUACAGACAGGCUAUCUGAUUAAAGCCAAUGGUUCCAGCAGCUGCUCGCUCUACUAUCUGACCCAAGUGGAUCCUAGAGGAUCCUUACCGAAAUGGGUCGUCAACAAAGUUUCCCAGUUUGUGGCCCCAAAGGCAAUGAAGAAAAUAUACAAGGCCGGAAUCAAGUAUCCAGAAUGGAAGCGAAAGCAUGACCCAGAUUACAAGCCGUGGGUCUAUCCAGAGCAAAACACACUACCGACUGUCAACUUGGCAGACUUGUCCAUUCAGAGAGCCGACGAGCUGGAAAAUAUAGAUGAGAGCGGCGUUUCUGAAGAGCACAUCAGUGAUGAAGAAGAUGGUUUGUCAAAGGACUCUUAAAAGGAUUCUAUAUGAAUGAAGUCUUAUUGGCAAUGUGCAUUCAUCCUCUUUGUACUUGUAUUUUUGCUCAAACUUUGUCUCACAUUCAAAACUAACUUCUUCUAGGGACACCAAUGCUAUAGACAAGUGGCUGUUAUGAGAAAGAACAUUGCAGCAUCCCACAAAGCUGAUUCAAUUAACAAUAAACGAUCGUAAAGUA